This is a messenger RNA of Fonsecaea erecta, 1281 nucleotides long. RefSeq lists its product as hypothetical. The record is from RefSeq and is a predicted model, not a curated record. The coding region runs from base 1 to 1281 and encodes 426 amino acids. The transcript has a single exon. Lineage: Eukaryota; Fungi; Ascomycota; Eurotiomycetes; Chaetothyriales; Herpotrichiellaceae.
AUGGUUCCCUUCGCAGGCCUCCUGGCCCUGAUGGCCGCCUGUUUGAUGCUUUUCCAAGAGAAGACGACCGACAUGGUCGCCUUCUUCGGCCACAACACCCCUCCCGUCUUUCGAGCUUUCCUGGCCAUCGAGCCACCACCAGCUGUCACCACGACGCUGGUUUCGACCACUGGCGUCGUCACAACAGUGACGGCGACCACCACUGUUUACGGUGGUGGUUAUAGCGCCGUCGUCGUCACCGUCUCGACUCCGCCAGCCUCUGUCCCAACCGCCAACCCUCUGCCACAGGAACCCUUCCCGGCAUUCAGCUGGGCCCUGUGGCAGACCCUCGACUCGUGCAUUCCGAAGUUCGGUUCGGUCAGACUGCACCACCUUGUCGAGGGCCUGCGGGACAUUGGCACAGCACUGGCAGAUGCCUUUGCUGCAUGGCGACAGCAAAUUCGGGACCUCUUGGUCACACCUACCUCUUCUCUUCCGCUCUGGGCUGAGAUACUCCGGCCUUUCCUGUCUGUUCCGGUACGGUACCCUCGUCUCACCCUCCUGCAUAUCUCUCUCCUUGUCCUCGUCGGAGCUGCCCGCGAGUUCAACAGACAGUGUGCAAGACGACGGAUCCUGCGGAAUCGAGACAGGCAGAGCACAGAAGAGGAGGAACUAUCCGCCACCCGGAAAGAAGUCGCAAAAGUGCUCGACAAGUACGGAUCGUGGAUAGAAGGAGCCGGAGAGAAAGCCGUAUUCUAUCGACUCAGUGAGGAGAUGGAUGAGGCGAUCUCUUACGCGCACGGACGACUUGGUCGAGAAUUCGAUCGAGUCGAACGGCGACACCUUCUCCACCCCGUUCUGUCUUGUUCGGGCUUCCAGAAGGCAUGGGAAGCGGAACGCGCCGCGGUGCAGGCGAUGCUGGACAAGCGAUUCUCGUUUGUCCUGGCAUUCAUCUACACCCAGUCGCGGGCCGUUCUCACCUCCAUGUGGGAGUUCAAUGUCUUCUGGGCCGACUUUCUGUUCUGGGAAACGGUGGAGACGUUCCUGCCCUUUUGCCUCCUCAUGUCGUUCCUCAUGCUGGCCUUUGUCCUCGGAGGAGUGGUCAUGGUCAUAGGGUUAGUUGGCACUGUCAGCUGGCUAGCUCUAAUGGGAACGACAUUCGGCGCCUGCGUUGCAAGACCGAUGGUUGAAGAGGCGAAGAGCAUUUUCAGCGAAAUGCUGCGCUUGCCGCCUACUUCUUCCACGGGCAACGAGGGCUUGUCGAACCAGCAAGGCCCGGAGGGGGUAUAUACAAGCUGGUGA